AUGUUGUUCCUUUUCCUCUGUGUCAAGAUGCUGCUUUCAAACGUCGUCAACGGCCAGGCCAGCCUCAUACAAUGUCUCGAGUCUCACUCGCUCCCGACGAUAGUUGAAUCAUCCCCCAAUUACCUCUCCGCCACGCAGGACUUCAACCUCCGGGUGAAAUGGAAGCCACUGGUCCUUGUCACCCCCAGCACUGCCGAAGAGGUUUCGUCCGCAGUCCAGUGUGCCAACACCCACAAUGUCAAGGUUGCAGCUCGAGGCGGAGGCCACUCGUACGCUGGCAAUGGAAUGGGUGGUGCAGAUGGAAGCUUGGUCAUCGACAUGAAGAAGUUCAAGACGCUUCGGGUUGAUCCCGAUACCCAUGAGGCCAUCAUUGGUGCAGGCAACAGGCUGGGAAAUGUCGCCACAGCCCUCUACGAACAUGGAGAGAGGGGUCUUCCUCACGGGACAUGUCCAGGUGUUGGAUUCGCCGGGCACGCCCUGCACGGUGGAUACGGCCACGCCUCUCGUAUGUGGGGAACGACGCUGGACAACAUCAUCUCGGUGGAAGUGGUACUGGCCGACGGCCGCAUCGUCAAUGCUUCCGAGACUGAACAUCCGGACCUGUUUUGGGCAAUCCGCGGUACCGGCUCCUCGUUCGGAAUCGUCACCAAUUUUCACUUGAAAACACAUCCGGCCCCAGCCAACGGCGUUUCGUUCUCCAUCAUCUUCCCUGAGGUCAACGAUACGAGCACUUGGAAGAAAGUGGAUCUUUUUCUCGCCAUACAGGACUUUGCGGUCACACGGGCACCACCGGAGCUCUCGAUGCGAGUUUGGACUUAUACCGAUGUGUUUGGACUCUUUGGUGCAUAUUGGGGUACGCAGUCGGAUUUCUUCCGCGCGAUCGAUCCGCUUCUGAUGAAGCUACCACAGGACUCCAAGCUCUCUUUCGAUGAAGCUGACUGGCUCACGUCUCUCCGCAACUCCUACGACGGCUCUGCCCUCCCGCAGCCGGAGGAGUACACACUACGCGAGACAUUCCUUGCCAAAUCCCUCGUAUCGCCUCACAAACUGACGGCACCCGCCCUGCACUCCUUUUUCGGGUACCUAUCCUCGCCCGUUGCCCGCAACGCCCCCACGAAAUGGUGGGUGAUGUUAGACCUGUACGGCGGCGCGGGCUCCGCCAUCUCGGCCUUCCCCAGCUCGUGGUCCAGCUACGCGCACCGCGACGCCCUGUGGACCAUCCAGCUGUACGCCUACACCGACAACCACCUCCCGCCGUUCCCGGACGCCGCCUACCCCUUCAUGGACGUCAUGCUCCGCAGUCUGACCUCCGCCCAGAACGAGACCGCCUUCGGCGCGUAUCUGAACUAUAUCGAUCCCACCAUUCCGCCCGAGAAGGCGUACAAGCUGUAUUACGGUGAUCGGCUAGAGAAGUUGAGGGAGAUCAAGAGGCGCUUCGAUCCGGAAGAGAGGUUCUGGCAUCCCCAGGCUAUCAAUGUCGGUAGUCGUGGUGUCUAG
Molecule: messenger RNA, 1497 nt
Organism: Tricharina praecox
Lineage: Eukaryota; Fungi; Ascomycota; Pezizomycetes; Pezizales; Pyronemataceae
Exons: 3
Coding region: 1-1497 (498 amino acids)
Molecular function (GO): oxidoreductase activity; FAD binding
Source: RefSeq, a predicted model, not a curated record